AUGGCCAACCAAAAUCAAAAUCAAAAUCAAAACCAAAACCAAAACCAAAAUCAAAAUCAAAACCAAAACCAAAACCAAAACCAAAAUCAAAACCAAAAUCAAAAGAAGCAAAAAGAAGAUUUUUCUGUAAAGGAAACAACACCUAACAUCAGUGCUGGAAGAGUGAUAGUUGGUGAUAGGCUUCCAACAUCAUUUGAUCUUGUUGAACAAAUGCAGUUUCUUUUUGCAAGAGUAGUGAGAGCCAAAGACUUACCAGAAACCGGUGGCUCUGGUCCAUGCAACCCUUUUGUGGAAGUUAAGCUUGGAAGUUUCAAAGGGACAACAAGGGUCUUUGAGAAAACUUCAAAUCCUGAAUGGAACCAAGUUUUUGCUUUUUCUAAAGAGAGGAUUCAAGAACAAGUUUUGGAGAUUGUUGUGAAUGAAAAAGAAGUUGGUUCUGGUGCUGAUCAAAAGGACUCUUUCAUCGGUCGUAUAGUUUUCACAAUAUCUGAUAUUCCUAUUAGGUUUCCUCCUGAUAGUCCUUUAGCCCCACAAUGGUAUAAGCUUGAGGAUCAAAAUGGUGUUAAACUUGUUCAUGGAGAGUUAAUGGUGUCUGUUUGGAUGGGAUCUCAAGCCGAUGAAAGUUUUCCUGAUGCUUGGCAUUCAGAUGCAACAACUACUAAUGUCGAAAACAUCGCUUACACUCGUUCUAAAGUGUAUAUUUCUCCUAGACUUUGGUAUCUUAGAGUUAAUGUGAUUCAAGCACAAGAUUUGUUUCUCAAAAACAAAAGUGGCAACAAUGAAAUCUUUAUUCAAGGUGUUCUUGGGAAUUUGGCAUUGAGAAGUUGUCCUGUGAAGAUUAAUCCGAACCCUUCGUGGAAUGAGGAUUUGAUGUUUGUUGCAGCAGAACCUUUUGAUGAGUCCUUGCUUUUAAGCAUUGAGCAAGGUCAAGGAAACUCCAACAAACAUGAAAGUUUGGGAAGUUGUAUGAUUCAUCUUAAGGAUGUUGAGAGAAGAAUAGAUGCAACUCCAACGGCUAGUGUUUGGUACAAUCUUGAGAAGCCUAAAGAACUUGAAGGUAAGGAGGAGGUUACAUUCAAUACUAAAUUGAAUUUAAGGAUUUCUUUGGAUGGAGGGUACCAUGUACUUGAUGAGGCCACUCAUUAUAGUAGUGAUCUAAGACCAUCUUCUAAGUAUUUGAACAAACCAAGUAUUGGUGUUUUGGAAUUGGGAAUCUUGAAUGCUGUUGGGCUCUCUCCAAUGAAGAAGGAUCGAACGGACGCAUAUUGUGUAGCUAAGUAUGGUCCUAAAUGGGUGAGGACAAGAACUAUUGUUGAUUGUCUUUCACCAAGGUGGAAUGAGCAAUAUACAUGGGAAGUUUAUGAUCCUUGCACAGUCAUCACAAUUGUGGUGUUUGAUAAUGGAUAUAUACAUGGAGGUAAGAAUGGUGGAGGAAAAAAUGGUGAUGUUGAUAAGAGAAUUGGUAAGGUAAGGAUUAGGCUUUCAACACUUGAAAGUGAUAGGAUUUAUACUCACUCAUAUCCACUUAUAAACUUGCAUACUCAAGGAGCCAAAAAAAUGGGAGAAAUUCAAUUGGCAGUGAGAUUCUCUUGUCCUUCUUUGUUGAAUGUUUUGCAAACUUACGCUCAACCUUUUCUCCCAACAAUGCACUACAUAUGUCCAUUGUCUAUGUUUCAGUUAGAGAGUUUGAGAAACCAAGCUGCAGCAAUCACAACAUUGAGGUUCAAAAGAGCUGAACCACCUCUUAGUAAAGAGGUUGUUGAGUUCAUGCUAGAUGUGAGAGCAAAUGUGUGGAGCAUGAGGAGAGGAAGAGCUCAGUUUUACAGGAUCGCCGGUCUUCUAAGCGGUUUAGUUUCGUUUGUUAAGAAAAUAGAAGAGUUACGCAGUUGGAAGAGUUCGGUUAAAUCGAUAGUUGGUUAUUUCAUCUUUCUCUUCAUCAUUUUCAAACCAGGAGUUAUUUUGCCAGCAACUUUUACCUUCUUAUUCUUUAAGGGAAUUUGGAGGUACAGAUUAAGGCCAAGAUAUCCUUCUCAUAUGGAUAUGCAACUUUCUCAUGCUGAUACAGCAACUAAUGAAGAAUUAGAAGAAGAGUUUGAUAAUUUCCCAACUAAAUUAAGUGGCGGUAAUCUGUCUAAAAAGUAUGAUAGAUUGAGAGGAAUUUCAGGGAGAGUGUUAGCUGUGAUGGGUGAUUUGGCAACUCAAGGAGAAAGGGUGCAGUCUCUUAUUAGCUGGAGGGAUCCAAGAGCAACAACUUUGUUCUUGAUUUUCUGUUUGGUUGCUAUCAUUUUUACUUGUUUUAUUUCUUUUCGCGUUAUAUUAUUCCUUUGGGUCACUUACUUGUUAAGACAUCCAAGGCUUCGCUUCGAUUUGCCUGCACUUCCCCAGAACUUCCUAAGGAGGAUGCCUGCUAAAUCAGAUAGCAUGUUAUGAUAUUAUUUCUCUUCAAUUUUUUUGCUUUUUCUUUUUUUGGAAACUCUGUUUGGUUCUUUCUUAUCUUUAGUAUCACAUUGUUUUUCAAUUUUAUUUGUUUUGUUUUAUCUCUAGAUUAAUUAUUAAUGUAAUGGAAUGGAGCACUUUCAAGAGCAUUAUGCAUGUAUUUUUUUUUCAUUAGUUUUAAAAGUUUGUUGUAUAGAUUUAAUUAUCUAUAUUAUGUGAU
This is a messenger RNA of Cicer arietinum (chickpea), 2656 nucleotides long. RefSeq names its product FT-interacting protein 3-like. NCBI's taxonomy places the organism in Eukaryota, Viridiplantae, Streptophyta, Magnoliopsida, Fabales, Fabaceae. The record is from RefSeq and is a predicted model, not a curated record.